AUGCAGAAGCUCUGUGAUGCCGCAGCCUGUCUGGAAUCAGUAGGAUAUGCACACGGAGAUAUCAACCCACGAAACAUCCUCUUUGAUGACGAAGACCAGGUUCGAUUUAUCGACUAUGACCAUUCACUCAAGGUUGGAGAGACCGUAGAAGUGGGAUUUGAGCCAUAUGUUCGUCACCGAAAGGAGGAUUAUGGGAUAGCUGGGCCGGAUACCGAGCAGUUUGCGCUGGGCUCUGUGUUUUGGUUCAUGAGUCGAGGGACUGAGUUGUAUGCGGAUAUAGACGGUGCGGAAAGGGUCAAUAGGCUUAUAGGAUGUAAAUUCCCGGAGCUAAAUGUCGAAAGUGACCCGAUCGAUGCAAUCAUUUACGACUGCUGGCAUGGGAAAUUUGAGUCAAUCGCAGCCCUGGCACGACGUGUCCGGCAGGUUGUACUCGAUGAGAGUCUGAAGGAGAAGCGGAAGAUGUGUGAGGAGAGCUACAGCCGUAUCAGUAGUUGCAUCGAUAGCGCCUCCUAA
Trichophyton rubrum CBS 118892 is the source of this 513-nucleotide messenger RNA. RefSeq lists its product as uncharacterized. NCBI's taxonomy places the organism in Eukaryota, Fungi, Ascomycota, Eurotiomycetes, Onygenales, Arthrodermataceae. The transcript has a single exon. The record is from RefSeq and is a predicted model, not a curated record. The coding region runs from base 1 to 513 and encodes 170 amino acids. Gene Ontology annotation, biological process: protein phosphorylation. Gene Ontology annotation, molecular function: protein kinase activity; ATP binding.